Molecule: messenger RNA, 4272 nt
Organism: Gavia stellata (red-throated loon)
Lineage: Eukaryota; Metazoa; Chordata; Aves; Gaviiformes; Gaviidae
Gene: EFR3A
Product: EFR3 homolog A
Exons: 23
Coding region: 109-2511 (800 amino acids)
Biological process (GO): protein localization to plasma membrane
Cellular component (GO): plasma membrane
Source: RefSeq, a predicted model, not a curated record
CUCUCUGCAGGAGUGUGCUGUUGCUGUGCUGCUUUGCGACCUCGCUACAAGCGUCUGGUAGAUAACAUAUUUCCUGAAGAUCCAAAAGAUGGUCUUGUUAAAGCUGAUAUGGAGAAGCUGACUUUCUAUGCGGUUUCUGCACCAGAAAAGCUGGAUCGAAUUGGUGCUUACCUAGCAGAGAGACUGAGCAGAGAUGUUGUCAGACAUCGCUAUGGGUAUGUUUUAAUUGCCAUGGAGGCAUUGGACCAACUUCUAAUGGCUUGCCAUUCUCAAAGCAUAAAACCGUUUGUGGAAAGUUUCCUUCAUAUGGUGGCCAAGCUUCUGGAAUCAGGCGAACCAAAGCUGCAAGUUCUUGGAACUAAUUCUUUUGUCAAAUUUGCCAACAUUGAGGAAGACACACCUUCAUAUCACAGACGCUAUGACUUCUUUGUGUCUCGAUUCAGUGCCAUGUGUCAUUCAUGUGACCACGAUCCAGAAAUACAAACCGAGAUUCGAAUUGCUGGAAUCAGGGGCAUUCAGGGCGUGGUUCGAAAAACAGUUAAUGAUGAACUUCGAGCAACUAUAUGGGAACCUCAGCACAUGGACAAGAUUGUACCAUCAUUGCUGUUUAAUAUGCAGAAAAUAGAAGAUAUUGACAGCAGAAUAGGCCCUCCAUCCUCUCCUACAGGAGGAGAGAAAGAGGAAAAUCCUGCUCUGCUGGCCGAGAAUUGUUUCAGGGAACUACUAGGACGAGCAACUUAUGGAAAUAUGAAUAAUGCUGUCAGACCAGUUUUUGCGCAUUUAGACCAUCAUAGACUAUGGGAUCCCAAUGAAUUUGCUGUUUCCUGCUUCAAAAUCAUCAUGUAUUCCAUACAGGCACAAUAUUCCCAUCAUGUGAUACAAGAAAUUCUUGGACACCUUGAUGUUCGCAAAAGGGACUCACCACGAGUUCGUGCUGGCAUUAUUCAGGUUCUUUUGGAAGCAGUUGCAAUAGCAGCUAAAGGAUCAAUAGGCCCAACAGUUCUGGAGGUUUUUAAUACCUUGUUGAAGCACUUGCGCAUCAGUGUUGACUUCGAGCUGGGUGAUAGGCGCAGUUCAGCAGGAAGUGCAACUUUCAGCACAGGCUCCAAGGAUAGUGAUGAGAGGAUUGUCCAGAAUGCUAUUAUUCAAACAAUUGGAUUUUUUGGAAGCAAUCUCCCAGAUUACCAGAGAUCAGAGAUUAUGAUGUUCAUUAUGGGAAAAGUACCUGUUUUGGGGACAACUUCACAAUCACUGGAUACUAGUCACCUUGGAGAUUUGGGAACUAGGAGGAUUCAAAUCAUGUUAUUGAGAUCUUUACUUAUGGUGACUUCAGGAUACAAAGCAACAACGAUAACUAAUGCACUUCCUACCCCGUUUCUGGACCCAUUAUUGUCUCCUUCGCUCAUGGAAGACUAUGAGCUAAGGCAGCUGGUCUUGGAAAUACUGCAUAAUCUCAUUGAUCGGCAUGACAACAGAGCAAAGCUCAGAGGGAUACGAAUAAUACCAGAUGUUUCUGAUCUAAAGAUAAAACGAGACAAAAUUUCAAGGCAAGACGUGAGCUUUAUGAAAAAGCAUGGUCAGCAGUUGUACAGACACAUCUACUUAGGCUGUAAAGAAGAAGACAAUGUCCAAAAAAACUUUGAACUGCUGUUUACAUCUCUAGCUCUUACCACAAUUGAACUAGCCAAUGAAGAAGUGGUUAUUGACCUCAUUCGUUUAGCUAUUGCUUUGCAGGACAUUGCCAUCAUCAAUGAGGAUAAUCUGCCAAUGUUUAAUCGUUGUGGUGUCAUGGCAUUGGUUGCAGCGUAUCUAAACUUUCUGAGUCAGAUGAUUGCAGUUCCUGCCUUUUGUCAGCAUGUCAGCAAGGUCAUCGAAACUAGAAGUCUGGAAGCAUCUUAUUUUCUACCAGAAACAAUUUUCAAAGACAAAUGCAAUCUUCCAAAAUCCUUAGAGAAGCAUGAAAAAAAUUUAUUUUUCCUGACAAACAAGAUUGCAGAAUCAUUAGGAGGCAGUGGAUACAGUGUGGAAAGAUUGUCAGUUCCAUAUGUACCCCAGGUAACAGCUCUAUUUCCAUCAGGCAAAAAACCUCAUAAAUGCAGACACAAGUCAAAAGAUGAAGACAGACUCUCCAGGAGGAAGAGCAUUGUGGACACGGUAUCUAUUCAGGUGGAUAUUCUGCCUGGCAACAACACAGAAGAUAAGGUUGAUAAUACUGAAGAAAUCACCUUUGAAGCUUUGAAGAAAGCAAUUGAUAACAAUGGACUUGAGGAACAGGAAAAAGAAAAAAGGCGUCUUGUGAUUGAAAAGUUCCAAAAAGCACCAUUUGAAGAAAUCGCAGCACAAUGUGAAACCAAAGCAAACUUGCUUCAUGAUAGACUUGCACAGAUACUGGAACUCACCAUUCGUCCUCCACCUAGCCCCUCAGGAACGAUGACCAUUACUGCUGGACAUGCUCAUUACCAAUCUGUUCCAGUCUAUGAGAUGAAGUUUCCAGAUCUUUGUGUGUAUUAAGUGUCUUCUGAAGUCUGCUGGACAUUAUUUAGAGUAGAAUAGAAAGAACAAGAUGAGUUUUCAAAUUUUAUUGUUUAUUUCAUCUAAACUAACUUUAAAAUAAUGAUGGACAUGAGCCAAAUGCAGAUUACACUAGCCAAACUCAUGAGACUGUCCUGAGUUGUUUUCUUCUGUAAUAUAUUUGAAGUUAGGUUUUUCAUAUAUCAUGUCUCUUGAUUUUCAUAUUUGAGUACCUGUAAAAGUCAGAUUUAAAGCUUGUCUUGCCGUAUAGAUGAACAUUUCAGUUACACUAGGAAUUUGUAUUUCUGUAAAUUCCUUUAAUUUGAGGCAUUGUAACUGAAGAACCUGUUAAAGCUUGUUUGUUUGUUUGUUGGGUUUUUUCCUCCUCUCCACCUCAAUUAUAUAUCUAAAUAGAAUGCUUUUUGCUUGCUUAAUCUUAAUAAAUGUAACCAGGGGAGUGCUACCUCAGCUCCCUUUUCUUCAUGCUGUCAUAGCUAGCCAGCUUGUUUAUUUUGGAAUAUAUGGAAAGAAACAAUACCUUACAUGUGUUCAAGUACAGUAAAUGAAUUGAUGGACACUAGUUAAGUAUUUUUUUUGAUGCAUCACAUAACAUGCUUUUUAGAUAUAUACGCCCAGUAUAUGUCCUGUGUUUCUCGCUACAAGUUAACUGCUUUGCGUAAGAGAGGAGAGAGCUCCUCUUGAAGCACUGAAUUGUGCAAUAUUUUUCAUGUCUUAAGGGGUAUGGUUUACAGACUGUACUUUUGAAAAUGCAGUAGUAUUUUACUGUCUGCUUUAGUAUAAAUACACAAGAGAUAUAUUUCAUAUAGUAGAAAAUAAACUGAGGGCAUUUUAAAUCAUAAAUACAGAAAUUACAAAUAUAUUCUAUGAGGUAUUUCUCUGUAGUUUAUUACAGCUUUUUAAUGAUAUUUUAGAAAUUGAAAGAAAACUGGAUGAAACCAUUUAAAGAGCAAGAAUUUAUUACCUAUGUUUUCAAGCAAAAGCAUUUUUAGAGGUGCAUCUCUGUGUUCAUUUUUGUUUCAUUUUCAAACCUUUCUAGAAAUAAGGAAAAUGUGGUAACUUUCAUAGGUUUAUGUAUCUGAGUAUACUAUUCAAAUGUAAAUAAAGUAAAACUGAUAUAGUAAUACACUGAGCUUUUGAUGAUAAUUGUCAAGGCUGUCUUUAUGACUCACUAAAUUCUGCAGUCAAAAAGAAAAAAACAGCUUUUGUUGGUGCCAGGAAUAGUAAGUCUGAAGUCCCGUAAUCUGUCUGAAUCUGACUGAAGCAGCACAAACAUGAAUGAAUGUUCCCAAGUAUCUAUAAUAAAUAUAAGACAUUUAAGUUAGCCAGCAGUUUAGAUAAACGGUGGUCAGGCCAUGAGCAAAGUGAUCUGACUUCAGUUAACCCUGCUUUGAGCAGGAGUUUGGUUUAGAUGACCUUCAGAAGUCCCAACCUAAAUUAAUCUACGAUUGCAUAAUUCUAAAAUCUGAAUGGUUAUCAGGCCAGAUAAUUUGCUGACUGUUUUGAGCAUUUGCAAACCCACUGUAAAACAGAUUUUUAGUUUUUUGAACUGUAGUACAGUAUUCCACUGGACUACUUUUAAAAGCCUGAUGUGAGAUAACAGCAGAGAAAUAUCAGCUACUUAAACCUAUGAGAUAUCAUGCUGAGACUUUCAGAAGGCAUUCGCAAAGCUCAAAAGGUAAUUGAGACCUUCUUUUCAGUUUAACAGUGCAAUCACAGCUGUUAGUGGAUGACGAAACAGCC